This is a messenger RNA of Cuscuta campestris, 2792 nucleotides long. The record is from the annotation of a GenBank genome assembly. Lineage: Eukaryota; Viridiplantae; Streptophyta; Magnoliopsida; Solanales; Convolvulaceae.
GGGAAGUAGAACAAGGUAGAUUUAAUAUUCUACCUUGUUUGAUAACAACAAUUGAGAUAGGUAAAGAAAGGUAAGGAGAGGUAGAGGGAGGUAGGGUUACCUCUGAACAGUAGUUUUUAUGCUACCGUCAAUUUGGCUAAAUAUCGAGAUAAUAUCAACAGUUUCGUUCAUUUUUUUUCAAUUUCGGUCACUUUUUUUCUAUUUUUUCGUGCACAAUCCGUAGAUCUGAUUCUCUGCGGUGAUUUGGGAAUUUGGAGGGGCAUUUCCCAAUCAAUGCAUAAUUUCAUACUUCAUCUCUACUGACAUAAAGAGAGUGUGAGACCAUAUUUGAUAAAGUGGAACUCCACCAAUAAUUUCACUCCUCAAUUAACAAAAAUUUACCAUUUUCUUUAUAUUUUACGGAGUAGUUAAAUAACAUUAUCAAUUUUUUAUAUUAUUUAUUUUUUAAUUAGUGUAGAUUAAAAUUAUGUUUUUCAUUUGAUUUAUUAUUUUUAUAAUAAUAGAUAAUUUAUUAAUGGAAAAAUAGAUAAAUAAAAACAAAUAUUACAACAUUACUUUUUGUUUCGAAACAGAAUAAUAUAAAAAAGCGUGUGACACACACGUUAUUGCCCAAAAGAAAUACAUAAUUAAAAUGCACCACAUAAACAAGAACUACAACUAGUAAUUUAGUAGAGUUAAGUUAUUGUGGAUGUGUGGUAGUUGAGUGAAUUUAGGUAGAAUUUGAGUUAGGUGUAGGAUUUUGUUUAGUAGUUGAGAAAAUUUAGUUAGGUUAGGUGCAUGAUUUGAGUUAAAUUAGAUGUAGUAGCUGAGAAAAGUUAGAAAGUUAGGUGCAAGAGUAAUUUGAUGGGUUACACUGGCACAAAGUGUUGGUGUGUUCACAAAAAUUUACACUAACACAAAGUGUUGGUGCAUUAACAAAAAUUAGUAUUACACCAAUACACAAUGUUGGUGCACAUCUGCGAUGUACAAAUGGAAUACAAAUAAUUUUAUCCUUAAAACUUUAAACAAAUUGAACAUAAUAAAAUAGAUGGAAUUAUAUUUUUGUUAAUUUUUGUUAACGCGAUAACAUUUUGUUUCAGUGUAAAUUUUUGUUGACGCGAUAACAUUUUGUGUUAGUGUAAAUUUUUUCUAACACACCAACACUUUAUAUCAAUGUGAAACAUCAAAAUGUUAGUGCAUACAUUUGGUGUAAAAUUGGGAUACAAUUUUUGGGAUAUAUGUAGCAUAUUCCAUAUUUUCAAUUGGGCGUAACUGUACAAGGAGUACUUUUACAUUUUAAAGGUAAAUGAGUACUGUUCAUCAUCAAAUUUUUUUAGAUGCACUGACAGGGAACUCUUUUUUAAAACCUUCACUGGCAGGGAAAUAAUUCGAAUUUGGAGGGUUUCAAUUUGGAAUCUUUUGUCACUGUUCUGCUCUGUUCCGCUUGAGUCUGUUUGGAUAAUUGAAGACAAUUUUGCCAUGUGUUCUUUAGUUGCUUCCAUUAACAGUACAGUGAUAUUGCAAGGAUUUUCCAUGUUUUUGCCUCUUGAAUUGAUACAAUUUUUUCCUUUUUUAUUUUUUUGAGAUAAGAGAAUGGGAAAUUGUGGCAAAGUGAUAAACAAAUAAAGAAAAACAACCACAAGAAUAUUUUAGUAAUUUUAUUCUUUCCCUACUCACGUUACCUAAUAAACAUCCAAACACAAUUUUUUAAGUCAUUACCUUACUUUAUCUACAUUCAUUUACCUACCUUCAAUUACCUACCAUUACGUACCUAAUAAAACUUUUCUCUCUUUGGCUUUCGCCUCUGCUCCUACUCCCCGUCGCCCAUCCACCCGGCGACAGACGCCGGCGGUAGCCGCAUAGGCGGCGUGUUUUUCCAACGGCUACAAACGCACAUCCACUCCUCGUCUUAUUUGGCUAUUUUUCUCUGGUCAACUUCAAAUCUGCCAUUCUUGAUCAUAGUAAAUGUGAUGCUGGUUUCUGUGCCAAGUUUCUCAUUGAAGACGGUUUGAUUCAGUCUCAUACUUCACUGGCAAUUGAGAUCUCCACGAAUCCUUGAGGUGUGGAAAAUGGGCACUGUGAAGUACCUUGAAGCACUAAAGCUACAAGAAAUGAUAUCAUCACAAAGAAAAUCCCGUAAAAUAACGGACACAUUGAUAUCUUUACAACAUCCACCAACAUAUACCCCUGGCAAAAGGCGAACGGAUCACAAUUUGUUACUUCCGGAUUCAGAGUUGAAAUCAAUGGGCGCAGAGCUUCACUACACCCAGAGGGGAGGUGACAUUACAUUUCACGGUCCUCACCAGGCCAUCUUGUAUCCCAUCAUAUCAUUGAGAGAUUUGGGUCUCGGGGCAAGGAAGUACGUGGAGAAGCUAGAGCUGACCAUGGUUGAGUUAGCAUCUGAGUAUGGGGUGAAAGCAAUGAGCGGAGGAUCACGCGGAGAGACCGGUGUUUGGGUCGGCGACAGAAAGAUAGGUGCGGUUGGGGUUCGUAUCUCAUCAGGGGUGACGUCACACGGGUUGGCAUUUAACAUUGAUCCUGAUUUGAGUUACUUUGAUCACAUUGUGCCCUGUGGGAUAUCAGACAAAGGGGUGGCUUUCCUGAAAAGAGAGGCAGCAGUAGAUAUGGAGCUUCCUGCAGAAGAUGUGAUUCAGGAUCAGCUUGUUUCUUGUUUUGUAAGAGUUUUUGGUUACAGCGAUGUUGUUUGGAACAAAUCCCCUCCCCUUCCUUGCAAUUGAAUGCUGAUGUUUGUUAAUAUUGCUGACUAGUUCACAUUCAAACUUGUUGUGCUCUAAUAUAACAACAUACUGGUU